CUCCUCUGACAGCUCUCAGUAUCAGCCCAGUGGCUCCCUGCCAUUGGCUCAGUGCAAUGGACCGGCAACGCCGCUCACUAUAAUAACACUCAUGCCUGCCAGCAGCAGCAACUCCGAGUGCGGGCACCGAGCGCGGGGGAUGCUGCUGCCGCCGCCACCGCCGCAGCUGCGGCUCAGGCGGCUCCCGCUGUCCGGCUGCGCUCGGCCGCCGCGCCUCCACUGACUCCAGCCCGCGCCGCCCUCCGGCCGGGCCGGCUCCUCCCCGCCCGAGAUCCUCCCGUGGGGCGCAUCAGCCCGAGGCGAAUUAGGAGAGCGGCAGAGACGGCGGCAGAGGCGGCGAGCAUGCGGAGGCGGAGGAGCCCGGGCGCGCACGGCAGAGGGGUGUAGUGAGCCUGUCUCCGGAGGGCGUGCGACAGAGGUGGCGAUUCGCCCUCCCGGCCGGUGCCCAGCCCGGCCUCCCCGGGCUCCAGCGCGCUGCGGCUGCGGGCGCGGGGUGCAUGGAAGCGGCUGCUGCGGUGGAGGAGGCGGUGGCUGCCCCAUGGAGUGUUACUACAUUGUCAUCAGCUCCACGCAUCUCAGCAACGGACACUUUCGCAACAUCAAGGGAGUUUUCCGGGGCCCUCUCAGCAAGAACGGGAACAAAACUCUGGAUUAUGCUGAGAAGGAGAACACCAUAGCAAAAGCUCUAGAAGAUCUGAAGGCCAAUUUUUACUGUGAACUCUGUGACAAGCAGUAUUAUAAGCAUCAGGAGUUUGACAAUCAUAUUAAUUCAUAUGAUCAUGCUCACAAACAGAGGCUCAAAGAACUGAAACAAAGGGAAUUUGCUCGAAAUGUAGCAUCUAAAUCCAGGAAAGAAGAAAAAAAACAAGAAAAGGCUCUCCAACGCCUGCACAAGCUGGCCGAAUUAAGAAAAGAAACUGUAUGUGCUCCUGGAAGUGGUCCCAUGUUCAAGUCAACAACUGUUACUGUGAGAGAAAAUUGUAAUGAGAUUUCCCAAAGAGUUGUUGUGGAUUCAGUUAAUAACCAAGAAGAUUUCAAAUAUACUUUGAUUCAUAGUGAAGAGAAUGCUAAAGAUGUUACCACUGUUGCUGCAGAUCCAGAAAGCGCAAAUAAUUAUACAAAACAUAAUCAACCUGGAGAUCAAGCCCAGGGAAUUCACAGACACAAAAUUGGCUUUUCUUUUGCAUUUCCAAAGAAAGCAUCUGUGAAGCUGGAGUCCUCAGCUGCAGCGUUCUCUGAAUACAAUGAUGACGCCUCUGUGGAAAAAGGAUUUAGUAGAAAAAGUAGAUUUGUCCCUGGUACUUGUCAUCUUCAACUAUCUUCACCAACAGAUGUGCUUUUGAGCCCUGAGGAGAAAGCAAACUCUCUUCAUCCACCAGAGGGAAUGUGCACUUACAAAGAAACUACUCAAGCUCAAGAGAUGAAGGAAGUUUCUUGUGAAAAAGAUACAUUUGUAUUACCUUCAUUUUGUCAGUUUCAACUCCCUUUAUCAUCUGAUGCUAAUAAUGGUCAAAAUUCAGUCCCAUUAGCAGAUCAAAGACCACUGACAGAUGUUGUUAUUAAUGAGAACUUAUCUAUGAGUAGUACCGGUUCUGAGGUGUUAGGAAAUAAAUGCACAGUUGUUGAAAGGGCUCAUGACUGCAUAUCUUUGCCAGCCACCCCAGAAGACAAUGCUAAGGAGAAUGAUGUACCCACAAUUGAAGUUGAAAAUAAAAAUUAUGGUCCUGAGAUGUUGGCCCCUUCAAAUUCUGAAGAGGAUAAUAUAACCUUACAUAAAAAAUCAGAUGUAUAUAAAAGACCGUGUGAGCCAUUUGUACCUGUCCUUAACAAAGAUGGAUCAACAGUUCUUCAGUGGCCAUCAGAAAUGCUAAUUUACACAGCUACUCAACCAUCAGUUUCCUAUAGCUGUAAUCCUCUCUGUUUCGACUUUAAAUCUGCUAAAUCAAACAACAAUCUAGAUAAAAACAAGCUGCCCUUAAAUGACCUUUAUUCUCAACAGAAGGGAGAAGACAUUUGCAAGAGACCAGUUUUGGAUUGCAAGGACAGAUCUGUUGCAGGACUCACAGGUUAUGACAUUGGAGGUAGCAGAAAUGAAUCCACUCAAGUCACUCCUCUGUUGGCUGAAGAUACUCGCUCCAAUAGUUGUGAUUCUGGAAAAAAUGAGAGUAUAAAUCCUAAGUAUAAAAAUAUUUCCUGUAGGAGCAGAAAAACAAAAAGACAUAAUUUUAUUAAAAAGCAAGUAAAACAGAAUACUCAUGAGAAAUACAACAAAACAAGGUUGAAAGAGACACAUGAACAUUGGUUCCACAAAAGUAGAAGAAAGAAGAAAAGAAGAAAGUUAUGUCACCAUCACCAUGUGGAGAAAACCAAAGAAUCAAAAACUCACUUCAAAAUGGAAACAGAAAAUAGUUACACUGAUAUAACUAGGAAAAACCUACUUGAAACAGUUUCAGAAAAGCAGGAUUUACCUGUAGAGCAAUUAUUGGACUCACAUCAAUUACCUGAUAAAAACCCCAAGUCAGCAGUUAUGUUCUUACAUGAAAAUGAAGAAAUGUGUAAAUUGUGGAACACUGAAUACAACAAUAAUGAUGAUAUCAGUUCUAAAAAUCACUGUACAAAGAACUCAAUUGUUUUAAAUGGACAAUCCAAUUCAACAAUGAUGCAUUCUGGGAAACAUAAUUUAACACACUCCCGAACUUCCUGUAGUUGUAAAGCCAAAAUGUCCAGCUGUAGUCAGGAUCACAGAUGCUUCAUUCUUCAAAAAGACAUGAAGUACAUGCCUCCGAAUCAGGCUGUUAAGAGAGGUUAUAAUUCUCUCAUUAAUGAAUCAGAAAGAUUUUAUCAAAAACGUAGACAACAUUCACAUUCUUAUUCUUCAGAUGAAAAUUUGAAUCGACAGAAUGAUUUACCAGAAGAAUUUUGGGAGCCACCACGUGCUUCAUCUCCCUUUAAGCCUAAAAGGAAACGGAGGAGAAAAAGAAGCGGAUUCCAUGCCAGAUCUAAAGCUUUGGAACUCAAAGAGACUGCAGAUGAUCCCAGGAAAGGCAAUUCUUCCUUAUGUCACCAGGAUGAGUUGACAAAUGAAGACAAUAUAGAGGAAAUAAAACCACAAGAAAUUGCAAAUGUCGAAAGAAACUCAGAACAAACAGAUCAAAUAGAAAACAAACUGACUUUACCCCCUAGCAAUUCCUUUCCUUCCGGAACCAAUGGUGAAACCGAGCAUUUAGAGCUGGAGACCACUUCUGGAACAUUGCCAGGGAUUUCCAAGGAACCCACUACAUCUGUCUUUCUAGCUAGUGCCGCCACAGAAAAAGAAACUGACAAUACCUUGCUGGAACACAAAGAAAGAAGCAAGAAUAUAAAUAUUAGUGAAAAGCAAAUUCCUCCCAAGGUGCCUAACGUGGAAAAGAACUUAAGACAGUCACAACCUAAAUCGUACCUUUGCCACUAUGAGCUGCCUGAAGCCCUUCCCCAAGGAAAGGUGAAUGAGGCAUCAACCGAGUGGCUGCGUUUUAAUUCAGGAAUUCUUAACGCACAACCACCAUUACCAUUCAAAGAAGCACACGUCAGUGGUCAUACCUUUGUAACAACAGAGCAAAUCCUGGCUCCAUUGGCUUUACCAGAACAAGCAUUAUUGAUCCCAAUAGAAAAUCAUGACAAAUUCAAGCAUCUCCCUUGUGAGGUCUACCAGCACAUCAUACCGCCGAACAUGCUGGCCAACAAGGUCAAAUUUACCUUUCCCCCCGCUGCCCUCGCUCCCCCCAGCACACCUCUGCAGCCUUUGCCUGUGCGGCAGCCCUUACGCUCUACCUCUGUAACCACCAUCCACCACACCGUCCUGCAGCAGCACGCCGCCGCAGGAACCUUCAAAGUGCUUCAGCCACACCAACACUUUCUGUCCCACGUCCCAGCUCUCACCAGAACAUCGUUACCUCAACUCUCAGUAGGACCAGUAGGAGCGAGGCUUUGUCCUGGGAAUCCGCCAACUUUUGUUGCUCCUCCUCAGAUGCCCAUCAUCCCGGCUUCAGUUCUUCAUCCUAGCCAUCUGGCUUUCCCGCCUUUACCCCAUGCACUCUUUCCUUCACUGCUUUCCCCGCACCCCACGGUCAUCCCACUGCAGCCCCUCUUCUAGUCACCACCAUAAAGGGGGAAGAAAAUAGUCCUGGGAAAACUAUUGCUGUAUGCGUCAAAGCUCAUCUAUGUGGAUCGUUGCCUAUUUGAAUGGUGGGAAGAAACUAGCCAAACUAUGGCCUCCUUGAUAUGAAAUCAUUUACUGUAAGUUGAAUGAUGCAAAUAAAUUCUUAGUUUCUGAUAUAUAAUAUU
Messenger RNA from Molossus molossus (Pallas's mastiff bat), 4323 nucleotides. It is a transcript of the gene ZNF804A, whose product is annotated as zinc finger protein 804A. The transcript has 4 exons. Gene Ontology annotation, cellular component: nucleus. The record is from RefSeq and is a predicted model, not a curated record. Bases 539 to 4132 code for a protein of 1197 amino acids. Lineage: Eukaryota; Metazoa; Chordata; Mammalia; Chiroptera; Molossidae.